Messenger RNA from Penicillium pulvis, 714 nucleotides. RefSeq lists its product as uncharacterized. The coding region runs from base 1 to 714 and encodes 237 amino acids. Lineage: Eukaryota; Fungi; Ascomycota; Eurotiomycetes; Eurotiales; Aspergillaceae. The record is from RefSeq and is a predicted model, not a curated record. The transcript has a single exon.
AUGUCGGAUCCCGGUCGACGUCGUCUUUCGGUUCUUUUCCUUUGCGUGGGCGCCCUCUUGACGUACGAGUUCACGUACUCGGAGCUUAUCCACGAGCUCAAUGAAAGAGCCGAGUACUUCAAGCAAGUUCGGCAGCGCUACCAAGCCAUUCUCGACCUCAUCCAAGGCGGAUAUGAUGUCGUCUUCGUAAACGCCGAGAUCAUGACGAGACGCACAUACAGCGACGUCUGGCAAGCCGUGGUAGAGUUUGUGCAUAAUGGCGGAACGGCCAUCUGCAUCGGCGACUUCAACAGAGCGUAUCACCGCAUCUCUGCUCGCAACCCGCCUGAGAAUCCUUACUAUUUGCCGAAUCCCUUCAACACUGCCGGUCUUCCUUGGAAGUUUGAGGAGAAGUACAGUUGCCGCAUUUAUCUGAACGACCGAUACACUCCCUUGCCCGAUGCGCAUCUGGCAAAUUUGCCUGAUACUUACCACACUCAUUCGAUUUUCCUAACGGGGGUGGAUGUCGCGGAUGCUUGGUAUCGCUCGACUCCAGUUGAUAUUGCUUUUCUCCCGGUGGUUGAGCCGCACCAUGUGAACCCUCGCGUGAACCCAUUUGCUUUUCCGGUUGUUAGGACCGAAGUCGGCCGUGGUAGGCUUGGGUAUGUGGGUGAGAUCGGUACCGCCACGCCCAUUGCUAUCAUCAUGGCCAUGGCUGGAUUCCCGGCCGCCUAA